Lasiodiplodia theobromae is the source of this 705-nucleotide messenger RNA. Its product is annotated as Mitochondrial inner membrane translocase protein. NCBI's taxonomy places the organism in Eukaryota, Fungi, Ascomycota, Dothideomycetes, Botryosphaeriales, Botryosphaeriaceae. Gene Ontology annotation, cellular component: TIM23 mitochondrial import inner membrane translocase complex. The transcript has 5 exons. Gene Ontology annotation, biological process: protein import into mitochondrial matrix. The coding region runs from base 1 to 705 and encodes 234 amino acids. The record is from RefSeq and is a predicted model, not a curated record.
AUGGCCCUUCUGCCACGCAUCGUGCGAGCCGAGUCGCUGGCCCUCCCGCUGCGACGCGUAUCGUGUCUAUCCGUGCACAGAGCGGCGGGCGCCAGUAGAUUUUACGCGACUCACAGCAGCCUCGGCGGCGCAUCAUCCAAGAGCUCCACCUCCCGGCGCCAGGUCACCGUUGCCAACGACGACGGACAUGUGCGGUGGGGCGACCUCACCACCGGCGAGAAGGUCGCUCGCUCGACCCAGCAGUCGUUCAACUUCCUGGUCAUCGUCGCCGGUGUCCUUGCAACCGGCGCCGUUGGCUACGUCAUCUACACCGAAGUCCUCUCUCCCGAAGGCACUACAAACCAAUAUCACCGAGCCCUGAAGAGGAUCAAGGAGGAUCCGAAAUGCGUAGAACUACUUGGUGAUCCGAAGAAAAUCGUCGCAUAUGGCGAACAGUUUCAUAGCCGCAUGGCGAGACAAUGGUCGAUAACUUCGAGGAAAGAGAAAGACCGUGCAGGCAACGAGCUCCUCCACCUACGCUUCUACGUCGAAGGCCCGCUCAACAAGGGCACAGUUUAUUUACACAUGAUCCAGAGGCCCGGUGAGAAGGAGGCCGAAUAUCAAUCAUUGACGCUUGACGUUCCGGGCCACAAGCGUAUUUACCUUGAGCAUGACAGCCCUUUCAAGGCAAAGUCGGGCAAGCUCUUCGGCGUACGGUGGUGGUAA